AUGUCAUUGAUCCGAUCAGCAAGCGGUCCUGCUGGUGGUUUAAGCAUCAACACCGGUGCUGCUAACGCCUUCGGAAAUACCGCCUCUAAGCCUUCAGCUGCCGGAAGUCUCUUUGGGUCAUCUGCCUCUGCCACUCCUACCAACACUACGACAACAGCGCAACCCGCAGCAGGCAACAUGUCUCUCUUCGGCGCCGCCGCACAAAAGCCGGGAGGUCUUUUUGGUCAAUCGACAACAGGAACCACACCUGCGCCCGCAUCUGGCGGUGGUCUCUUUGGAAAUGCAGGCGCUACAAACACUCAGCAGACGCAGAGCACCGGUACAGGACUCUUUGGCAGCGCAGCCGCGAAUAACACCCAACAACAAGGUCAGCAACCAACUGGCGCGCCAAUGCAAGGAGCUCACUGGGGAAUAGGAAGCACUCAACAGUCAGCAACUACCGGUACUGGACUCUUUGGUCAAUCGACUCAGCAGAACCAAACCCAGCAGCAGCCUCAACAAACAGGCACAGGUCUCUUUGGACAGGCCGCAGCAACAAACACCCAGAGCAACACAGGAACUGGUCUUUUCGGCCAGUCUCAAGCAAAGCCUGCUACCCCGGCGACUGGUCUCUUUGGCCAAGCUCAGCCCCAGCAGCAGCAGCAACAGCAGAACAACACACUAGGCCAAUCCACGAACCAAGUCUCAGCCGUUCAGAUUAACUAUGACAGCAUCCGCCCACGCAGCCGAUUCGACGAUCUUGCCAAGCCCGUACAAGACGAAAUUGCGCUUCUGGACAAGGGUAUCCAACGAGUUAUCAAGAUGCGAGACGAGAUUGGUGAAUUCAUGCCUCAACACGAAAAGGAUAUCGAACAGCUCGGUCACGACGUUAAGUUCGUCGAGUCCAAGUUCCGUACCGUUCAAGUCGCUCUCAACAACGAUAUUCAGACCGUCAAGGCCCUUCAAGAUCAGACCCGAAAGAACGCUGCCGACGCUCGACUAUGUUUCCGAGGCGCCGACAACCUCAAGCUUCCUACGCACUACCACCAGACUGGUCUCUUCGCUAGCCAAGCACCUGCUGCCGAUACCAACGGCGCCGAUGCUGCGUCAACACAUGCUGAUGCCCAGGAUCUGAUCACAUACUUCAACCGCAUCUGCGACGAUAUCGAAAAAUACAAGGCACGUCUGGAUGAGUACCGUGGAGAUAUUGAAAGAGAUAUGCCUGGAGUCGAAAACGGUCUUUAUGAACAGAUUCGGGCUCUGCGUGAUCGCAGCGCCGGCAGCGUAGUUGUGCAGGAUCAGCUGAACGAGGUGCUGUUGGCUCUAAGAGACACAGGAAGUGCUAUUGUUGCGCAGGCCGGACAGAUUGCUGAUACCCGAGAACGAUUGUCACGCCUCCAGGCUGGCAUCGUGGAUAGUGGAGUUUAUGCCAUGGGUGUGAACGCUUAG
This is a messenger RNA of Fusarium pseudograminearum CS3096, 1428 nucleotides long. RefSeq lists its product as uncharacterized. The transcript is spliced from 3 exons. Lineage: Eukaryota; Fungi; Ascomycota; Sordariomycetes; Hypocreales; Nectriaceae. The coding region runs from base 1 to 1428 and encodes 475 amino acids. Gene Ontology annotation, biological process: nucleocytoplasmic transport. Gene Ontology annotation, molecular function: structural constituent of nuclear pore. Gene Ontology annotation, cellular component: nuclear pore. The record is from RefSeq and is a predicted model, not a curated record.